AUGUCCAUUUGCCUUCAUGUCUCUCUCCUGAGCGGCCGGGCAGUGGAGAUAUGGGUGAAGCCUGGCUCUUCCAUCGUGGAGGUGAAACGUCGGGCGCAGCAGAUGCUGGGCGUUUCUGGCCUAUGCCGAUUGCUGAAGCAUGACGGAUCUAAGGCAGAGGGACUGGUUUGCGAUGGCCUAUCCCAUGGCGAUGCCUGGACCCUCCAACUGAGCUCCUUUCGCGUCCUCGCGAGCACCGCCUAUGCGUUUGCCGGCCUACGGGGCGAUGGCAGCCUGCUGCUGUGGGGCGUUGAAUGUCCAAGUGUUCUCCCAGGUGGUGAGGAUGCUGAGGAGCUGAAGGAUGUGCAAGACGUGACGGCCACGAGUGACGCAUUUGCCGCUGUCAUACAGGAUGGUUCGGUUGUCACUUGGGGCAGAGCUGACUGCGGUGGGGAUAGCUCUGCCGUCCAAGAGCAGCUGUGUGGCGUGAAGCAGAUCACAGGAACCAGGUGCAAUACGCUUUGUUAUUCGGGAGGGGUAAUCUCGGACACUGGAGCAUUUGCCGCCAUCCUCAGUGAUGGGUCUGUGGUCACUUGGGGUAGUGCAGAGUGCGGCGGUGACAGCAGCUCAGUCCAGCAUCAGCUGAAGGACGUGCAAGACAUUGCUGCCACAUCCAGUGCUUUCGCUGCGCGCUUGAAGGACGGUUCUGUGGUGAGCUGGGGACAGGGAGGUGUUUGGCAGGAGCAAGAUCCUCUUCGCCGUGUGAGGCACAUAGAAGGCUCUGAUGAUGCGUUUGCAGCAAUUCUGGAUGAUGACUCUGUAGUCACUUGGGGCAGUGGCCAUGGAGCGCAUAGCUGUCAUGUUGAGAGCCAACUGCGAGGUGUGCAAGAAAUCUCAGCGACCUGUGGAGCUUUUGCAGCCAUCCGGCAAGACGGAUUGGUUGUGACCUGGGGUGAUGCAGAGUGUGGUGGUGACAGUCGAGCUGUUCAGGCACAGCUAAUGUACAGGCUGUUGCAGCCACUAAGAGCAAAGGGAAACAUUGUGAACACGCAGAAAAAGGCGCAUUUGCCGCCAUCCUCAGUGAUGGGUCUGUGGUCACUUGGGGUAGUGCAAAGUGCGGCGGUGACAGCAGCUCAGUCCAGCAUCAGCUGA
This is a messenger RNA of Durusdinium trenchii, 1131 nucleotides long. NCBI's taxonomy places the organism in Eukaryota, Dinophyceae, Suessiales, Symbiodiniaceae. The record is from the annotation of a GenBank genome assembly.